Molecule: messenger RNA, 2880 nt
Organism: Cladocopium goreaui
Lineage: Eukaryota; Dinophyceae; Suessiales; Symbiodiniaceae
Source: the annotation of a GenBank genome assembly
AUGGCUGACAGAUGGUGCGAGACUUUCGGAGAACAGCGUGGGACAAGGCUGCAGUUUGAGACCUUCAACUUGUAUCAUGCGAAUCAUUGGAUCAUCAAACCAGCCACCGACGGCUAUGCGAAAAAGGGCUGCAGCAUGGUUGAGAUCAUGGCGAUUCAAGUGCAGAGACCUCAGUGGUUUGAACCAGUGUGCAAGUUUCUGGCCUGCUUGGAGCAGCAUGCUCUGGUGCGAGAAUUGUCAAGCAGUACGUUCUAUUGGGUCUGUGCUUAUGCCAACAACCAACACUCUGUGGAUGAAGACAUCAAAAUAAACCCGCGCAGCACAUCUUUCUACAGGGCCAUGCAGAUGUCUGAGGGAGUUCUCUUGGUGCUGGAUUCGGCUGGAAGGUAUUCGCCCUGUUUGCUUGUCACGAUCAUUGCUCUAUUGCUUUCAACGCGCUUCUACCCGAUUGACACGACUGAUUUUGGAUGCUUUCCGUGCCGCUGUCACCAAAAGGAUCAUGGUGCAAAGCACCUUGCGAGUUGCAGCCUUAUAGGCAUUCUUCGCCUCAAAGAUGUGAGUUUGAGUGAGCAGGACAUCACAAGUGUUGCAGAGGAUGCCUUCACCUCUUGCCCGGGGUUGAAACGGUUGUCGCUCUCUGCGAAUAGGCUGCCUGUUCUGCCUGAGAAGGUCUUCGCCUCUUUGGACCGCUUGCAACUGCUGGACUUGGGCCGUUUGGGUUUGAAGCACUUGGAGUCUGACACAUUUGCUGGGUUGUCAAGUUUGAGAAUCUUGUCCCUCAGCCAAAAUCAUUUGAAGGUGCUGCCAGAAGAUUUGCUGCGCCCCAUGCCAGCUCUGGAGCAAUUGUUGCUGGGGGGUAAACGUGAUGAUCAGUUCGAACGGAUCGUUGAUGGAAAUGAACUGAAAAUACUUCCGCAAGAGCUUUUGCAGCACAGCCCGCGGCUACAAGUUCUCGAUCUGAGCGAAAACAAGUUGAUCUCGCUGCCACACAACGUCCUUGAUAAAAUUCCUUUGUUGGAGACCCUCGACCUUGGUUCAAACAAGCUGACUGACUUGCCAGGCAAAAUCUUUUCAGGGCUCAACAAACUCCAGAAGCUGGACCUGAGAUGGAACACUCUCAGUGAGCUACCUGCUGAAGUCUUUUCCGGGCUCAUCAACUUGCAGGAGCUGGACUUGUAUCAAAACGAGCUCAGUGGGCUGCCUGCUGAAGUCUUUUCAGGACUCAGCAACUUGCGGGAGCUCGACCUAGUAAAGAACAAGCUCAGCGAGUUGCCUGCUGAAGUCUUCUCAGGUCUCAGCAGCUUGCAGAAGCUCAACCUGGGGUACAACUCGCUCACUCGGUUGCAUGCGGGAGUCUUUUCAGGACUCAGCAACUUGCAGGAGCUUGACCUGUGGUUGAACUUGCUCAGUGAGAUGCCUGCUGAAGUCUUCUCAGGGCUCAGAAAGUUGCAAGAUCUCAACCUGGGGACCAACAAGCUCAGUAAGUUGCCUGCCGAAGUGUGGGCUCAUCUCUUCGCAGGUCUUAGCAACUUGCGGAAGCUGAACCUGUGGUCCAACAAACUCGGGGAGUUGCCUUCUGAAGUCUGGUCCAAAUCAUUUGCAAGGCUCAGCCACUUGCAGGAGCUUUACUUGGGCGGAAACGAUCUCAGUAAGCUGAACGAGUUGCCUCCUGAAGUCUGGGAUCAUCUGUUUACGGGGCUCAACAACUUGCAGAAGCUAUACUUGGGUGGAAACGAUCUCAGUGAGUUGACUGCCGAAGUGUGGGCCCAUCUCUUCGCAGGUCUUACCAACUUGCAGCAGCUGAACCUGAGGUCCAACAAACUCGGCGAGUUGCCUUCUAAAGUCUGGUCCAAAUCGUUUGCAGGGCUCAGCCACUUGAAGGAGCUUUACUUGGGCGGAAACGAUCUCAGCAAGUUGCAUGCUGAAGCCUUUUCCACGCUGGGCAACCUGCGAAAACUUGUCCUCGAUAGGUGCAGGCUGAAUGAGUUACCUGUCGAAGUCUGGGAUCAUCUCUUCGCAGGGCUCGACAACUUGCAGGUGCUCAUGCUGCAUGACAACAAACUCGGCGAGUUACCCGCUGAAGUCUGGCCCAAUAUGUUUUCAGGGCUCGGAAGUCUGCAAGAGCUUUGGCUGGACGAGAAUGAUCUCAGUGAGUUGUCCAAGGUGGCAGUGGCACCUGGCGCGCAACUGGAGAGACGUUCGCACACCGAGGCAUCGGAAUGUCCAGUCGAAGUCAUCACAGGUAUCAAAGUCUUCAGUCGAAGUCUUCAUGAUGAGCCUGGCUUCAUCCCAGCGCUGCAGGAAAAACUCACUGCAGCGGCCCGAACGCCCAGCACUGCGCGAUUGACGAGUUUCGAGAGUCGUGGGGUGAGGAGUUCUGCAAAGUGGUUGUGGUUCUUUUCCUUGACCGUGUGGGCCGUGUUUACUGCGUUGGUUCUUUUGGAGGUGCUGCCCAACUUGAUUCGCUGCCUCAUGUCGGUCUCUCUGGAUAUUCCUGGACAUGGUUACUUUGAUAUCAAACUGACUGCUUCGAGCACCGCUGCUGACAUUAUUUUACUGCUACGUGAGCGUUUGCCAGACAGCCCAUGGCAUGGGAACAAGUUGCUAUCAAGUGGGGUCUGCCAGCUACAGUGCGAUGACAUUGUGGAGGCAACCCGCCACAGCACUUUAGUCUUGACAAACUACUCAGAGAUCACCAGCCAGGACGGCUAUGCGAAAAAGGGCUGCAGCAUGGUAGAGCUCAUGGCGAUUCAAGUGCAGAGACCUCACUGGUUUGUGUCGCAUGCUUGGAUCGAGCCUUGGUUGAUAGGCAAACUCUCAAGCUUGUUUGAGACCGUGCUAUUGCAUUGUCUGUCGGCAACAAGUUACUUGUUCUGCUAA